This is a messenger RNA of Nymphaea colorata (pocket water lily), 1182 nucleotides long. Its product is annotated as peptidyl-prolyl cis-trans isomerase FKBP20-2, chloroplastic. The record is from RefSeq and is a predicted model, not a curated record. Gene Ontology annotation, molecular function: peptidyl-prolyl cis-trans isomerase activity. Bases 62 to 835 code for a protein of 257 amino acids. Lineage: Eukaryota; Viridiplantae; Streptophyta; Magnoliopsida; Nymphaeales; Nymphaeaceae. The transcript has 7 exons.
GAAUGGUCGAUUGAGCGGAUAUGCCUCUCGUUGCAAAUGAAAGGUCCGAUUGUGCUCUCUGAUGAUGGCACCAACUCCGGCGGUCUCGAUCAACUUCUCUUCUUCGUUGCUCCCAUCGCAUCCUCUGCUCACGCUUCCAUGCCAGGCUCUUGGUUUUCGUGAUUUAUUUAACGGUCGCUUCAAAUGGCCGAGACCAACGAUUUCACGUAUUGAAAGGAAGGAGGGGAGUUUUGGCGAUCCUGUAACUCGCAAGCAUUUCAUUUUGAUCUCUUUGGUUGCAUUUGGCUGUUAUGGGGAAUCCCCUGCUUCUGGGAAGGUGAAGAAGACUUCUUACGACGGGAAGCGGUUGCUGGAGCAGAAUAGGAAGAUACAAGCGGCAAACAAUGCGCCUAAAGGCUUUCCUAACUUCGUCAGAGAAGGAUUUCAGGUCAAAGUUGUGACCCCUGAGCAAUAUGUAACAACUGACUCGGGGUUGAUUUACUUGGACAUUGUGGUUGGACAGGGUGAUUGCCCGAAGCUCGGCCAGCAGGUGAUAUUUCAUUACAUUGGCUAUAAUGAAUCAGGUCGACGGAUUGAUAGCACUUAUGCCCAGGGGUCUCCUGCCAGGAUCCGGUUAGGCACUAAUGCCCUUGUUCCAGGGUUUGAGGAAGGUCUGAAAGAGAUGAGGCCUGGUGGUAAGCGAAGGUUAAUCAUCCCUCCAGAGCUCGGUCCUCCUGUUGGUCCUUCUACAUUCUUUAGUUCUAAACAGUUCGAGGUAUUCGAUGUCGAGCUCCUUAGCGUGCAGAACUGUCAACGGCGGACUAUAGGAUUUUACUCAGACCUUGUAUGCAACUAAGGUUACAGGCUUGACGGAGCUACAAAUCUGCAGUUAGGAAUCAGGAUGUGCACAAGAAGGUUUAAAGGAUAGAUUUUACGUAAAUCACGAAGAUGGUACUUUCUCGGCUGAGCUUAAAAAAGAUUCAUGGAGGACACUCGUUCUGCAAACUAGAAGAUACCGUCACUGAAGGAUUUCAUCAUGUUCUGGAAGUACAAGCUUUAACUGAUUUGUCUAGCCAUACCAGUGGUUUUCAUUGAGAAAGUGGCCACAGAACUCGCAUCAUUUUCCUAUGUUUCUAUCCAGAGUUAAUGACUCUUCGCAAACUAAUAAAAAUUUUUCAUGGACCUUUUUUGAAUUGAGAGAAA